UCCGGCCGCCCGACCAGCCAUGUCUUUAAGCGGAGCCUCCGAGCGCAGCGUCCCGGCCACCAAGAUUGAAAUCACCGUGUCCUGCCGAAACCUGCUGGACCUCGACACCUUCUCCAAGUCCGACCCCAUGGUGGUGCUUUACACGCAGAGCCGGGCCAGCCAGGAGUGGCGGGAGUUCGGACGGACCGAGGUGAUCGACAACACACUGAACCCAGACUUCGUGCGCAAAUUCGUCCUCGACUACUUCUUUGAGGAAAAGCAAAACCUGCGCUUCGAUGUGUACAACGUCGACUCCAAAACCAACAUCUCCAAACCGGAUUUCCUGGGCCAAGCGUUCCUGGCCCUGGGAGAGGUCAUCGGAGGCCAGGGCAGCCGAGUUGAGCGACCCCUCACGGGUGUACCAGGCAAGAAGUGUGGGACCAUAUUGCUGACUGCAGAGGAGCUUAGCAAUUGUCGGGAUAUUGCCACCAUGCAGCUGUGUGCAAACAAACUGGACAAGAAGGACUUCUUUGGGAAAUCAGACCCCUUCCUCGUGUUCUACAGGAGCAAUGAGGAUGGCACGUUCACCAUCUGCCACAAGACAGAGGUUGUGAAAAACACACUGAAUCCUGUAUGGCAGCCCUUCAGCAUCCCUGUGCGGGCCUUGUGCAAUGGAGACUAUGACAGAACGGUGAAGAUUGACGUGUACGACUGGGACCGGGAUGGAAGCCACGACUUCAUCGGUGAGUUCACCACCAGCUACCGAGAGCUGAGCAAGGCCCAGAACCAGUUCACCGUGUAUGAGGUACUUAACCCUCGGAAGAAAUGUAAGAAGAAGAAAUACGUCAACUCGGGAACCGUGACGCUGCUCUCCUUUUCUGUGGACUCUGAGUUCACUUUUGUCGAUUACAUCAAGGGAGGGACACAGUUGAACUUCACAGUAGCCAUUGACUUCACAGCUUCUAAUGGGAAUCCCCUGCAGCCCACCUCCCUGCACUACAUGAGUCCUUAUCAGCUCAGCGCCUAUGCCAUGGCCCUCAAGGCAGUGGGAGAAAUCAUCCAGGACUAUGACAGUGACAAGCUCUUCCCAGCUUACGGCUUUGGCGCCAAGCUCCCUCCAGAGGGACGGAUCUCCCACCAGUUCCCCCUGAACAACAAUGAUGAGGACCCCAACUGCGCGGGCAUCGAGGGCGUGUUGGAGAGCUACUUCCAGAGCCUGCGCACAGUGCAGCUCUACGGGCCCACCUACUUCGCCCCUGUCAUCAACCAGGUGGCCAGGGCUGCAGCCAAGAUCUCUGAUGGUUCCCAGUACUAUGUUCUGCUCAUCAUAACUGAUGGGGUCAUCUCGGACAUGACACAGACGAAGGAGGCCAUCGUCAGUGCCUCAUCACUGCCCAUGUCUAUCAUUAUUGUCGGUGUGGGACCGGCCAUGUUUGAAGCUAUGGAAGAGCUGGACGGUGAUGAUGUGCGCGUGUCCUCUAGGGGACGCUAUGCCGAGCGCGACAUCGUUCAGUUUGUCCCAUUCCGAGACUAUGUCGACCGGUCGGGGAACCAGGUGCUGAGCAUGGCCCGACUUGCCAAGGAUGUGCUGGCGGAGAUCCCAGAGCAGCUACUGUCCUAUAUGCGCACCAGGGACAUCCAGCCUCGCCCGCCACCCCCUGCCACCCCCAGCCCGACACCAGCUCCAGAGCAUCCCUGAAUAGCCCAUCUAACCAAUGCCCAGCAGUCUGCCUGCCUGCCCACCCAUUGCUUCUGCUCAAAAUCAGAGGCACCUGGAACCUUGGACCUCACUGGGAGGGCAGCUUGGAGGAUCGGUCUUGGCUGGUCGAGCCCUCUGCCCCAUCACCCACAGAAGGGCCUGGCACUGUCACCACCUCCCUGCCUUCUUGCCAAUAAUAAAGCUGAUCUUUACUCCA
Messenger RNA from Dama dama (fallow deer), 1895 nucleotides. It is a transcript of the gene CPNE9, whose product is annotated as copine family member 9. Gene Ontology annotation, biological process: cellular response to calcium ion. Gene Ontology annotation, molecular function: calcium-dependent phospholipid binding. The record is from RefSeq and is a predicted model, not a curated record. Lineage: Eukaryota; Metazoa; Chordata; Mammalia; Artiodactyla; Cervidae. Bases 20 to 1678 code for a protein of 552 amino acids. Gene Ontology annotation, cellular component: plasma membrane. The transcript has 20 exons.